CAUUCGGCCGCCCAUGUCUUUUUCCCUCCCUCUCCCCCAGAAACCAUCUUCUUCUUCGCCAGGAAACCGUAUUUUCCCUGCCUCUUCCGUCUCCACCGUGACGCCAUCGCUCCCGCCAGCCUCGCCAUCGCCCGCGUCAGGCUCACCUUUGUCCUGUCGUUGGGUUGCCAUCCUGAACUACUGAUCAGGAACCCCGUCGUCAAUGACAUCCUCCCUCACCGCCCUCAACUAAUCUCAUAUCUGUCUCAAGCAAGAUCGUCGUAGCGUCGCCGUCAUGCGGCAUCAAUGUCGAUUACUAGAUCUAUCCCAGCAACACCGCCGUCUCAUCUCUUUUAGCCGUCAAAAUUGAAGGAUCUUUGCAACGUUGACGGGUCUCUUCCAGCCGUGAGAACGCCGCCAUCACGCAGCAGCAUCGAUCUCCUCUCCCCCCAACAUCUCUCUACGUUGGCGGAUCUCUAUAUAUCGUGAUAAUGAGAAUUGUUAUAUGCAGUAGUGAUUUUCCAUAUUUGUAGUAACGUUUUCUUGUUUAAUUAGUAGUAAUUUUACAUAUCUGAUUGAGAUUUUAUGGUAUAGCAGUGGUUUUUUGGUAACCACCUAUUUUAAUCACUAUAAAUUGCUACGUAGGAAAUAUAAAACAAUACAAGUAAAUUCCUAAAUUACUACUAAUGACAAUUAAAUUGCUACAAGAAAAGUCCGAAAUUACUACUAAUGACAAUUAAAUUGAUACGGGAAAGUCCCAAAUCACUACUAAUGGCAAUUAAAUUGCUACUAAAAAAUUCAUAAAAUACUACAGAUAAAAAUUAAAUUAAAAAACACUACUAUCAACCCCCAUAAUCUUUUUCGAUAAAAAAUUACUAACACACAAAUGAGAGAGAAAAUAUAUUUUAAUGUAUUAAUUAUUUCUAAUUUUGUGAAAUACCGAACAAACCCUUCAUCACUUAUCAUCGUCAGAUUCAACUUAAAAAAUGGACAGUGAUUAGAGCAUUUAUUACGGUGCUAACUCCUAUGAAGUUAGAACCCUAACCUCUCCCUUAGCGCCCAAUGUUCAAUAAUAAUAAUAAAAACGACUCUAAGUUUCCACAUUACGACAACUUUAGCCUAGUUAUUAAGUUAACAAUAAACACUAACGAUCAACUUAUUUAACAGUUAGUGACAAAAAAUGAAUGAUGUGAUUGUCGAGGGUCUUUUUACGAAAAUAUUAUAUUUUCUAUAACAACUUAUCAAUUUAAUGCAGUACUAUGAAAAUUAUUUCCCAAUUUGUGGUUUAUUAAUAUGAAUUGGGGGCACAUGCGCUUGGAUUAAAUUUGUUGAGGUGAAAAAAGCAUGGUUCAUGAAACCGUACCGGAGACCGUACCGGGAAAGUCAACGGUAGGGUAUUUUAUGGUAAAACCGUGGUUUAGCCGUAGUUCAACCGUUAUGCCGGUAAAUACCGCCUAUCAGUUUAGCCUCCAAUACUGGUAUUUCGUGAUUGAACCGCCGGUACGAUACAGUUUCAUGGACACUGAAAAAAGCGAAUUGGGGUGCAGAUAAGCCUUAUUAUCGCAUGGGAAGGCAAAUAGACUAUCGAUUAGGGUUUUCGGUUUUUGGAAGGGAGGCGACCGGAUAAAUACCGACGGGGUUCUAAAAAGAUGUUCCGGAAUUGCUGAUGGACCAAUUUGUUAUCAAUUUUAGGUCGGUUUUAGUCUAGAUUGGUUUUAGAUAUUAAAUUCAAUUUAUUUAUUAAUUGUUUUGAUGAGGUGGAAUGCUGACCAUAUAUAUCUAACCGAAAUUUGUAUGACGAAUAACAAAAGUGAAUAUUUUUUACAAAAUUAAACUUUUGUGCUCUAUCUUUGCAAAUUAAAGAUUAUGACCAUUUUAUACUAAGCGUGCCCGUUUAUGAUAAUUCCAGUUUCCAUGAAACCUGAUUUGGGCCUAAUUGCACAUGUUUGGCCGCCAUUUUACUUAGAUGUUUGUGCCAAAUUCGUUCCUUAAAGGUUGGUUUUACGCUAGGUUCUUCGUGUUUGAGUGUGUUUCAGGAUUUAACAGCGGAAACCCGCCUCGGAGUCGAAAGAUUGCGAAAGGACCGAAAACCGGGAGGAGAGGUGAAAAAGAGCCAGUUCACGGCUAAUUGAGGGAGUUCACGGUUAUGCAAGACCAUGAAGAAGAGGAGUUAACCAUGAAUCGCGAGGCGUCCAGAGCCAAUGUGAAGGUUACUAACGCAAGGUGAGUUCACGGUCACUAAGACCGUGAACACAAACCGUUGACCGUGAACAGACGUGAGCGAUGCAGAGCGUUUUGGCGCACACCUUGAGUUCACGGAUGCGUUUGAUGGUUCACGGCCGAGAACUCAGGCCAUGAACUCAGGCCGUGAACUCAGCUCUUCUCGGGGUUAAAAGAUGAGCUGAAAGGAGGAGAGAGGAGAGAGCCCACUGUUGUGUGAAACACCUUCUUCAGCAUUCUAGUGAGUGAAACAUAACCAAAGGGAAGAAGAAGGUUAGGGUUUGGCUUCAAGGCAGAUUUUGGGGAGAUUUCCCCCAAGGAAAACUCAACUCAAGGGUCAAGAAGAGGAGGGAGCAUCCUCAAGAUGGUUUCCACCUUUUCCCCUUUAGUUCUUCCCACUUCUAGCAUGGAGUAGACCUCCUUUCACUUGGGUGUAGUGAAACCCUAACUCUACCAUGUAGUUUUCUUGUAUGUGUUUUGGAUGAUUGUCAUUGGGUAUUGUUCAAUUCAAUGAUUGAGGCAUUAUUCACUAUGAUUGUGUAUUCUUGUGCUUAGCAACUUAGGGAUUGUGCAUGUUUUGUGCUUAGCAUCCUUAGGUUUGUGCAUUUAGGUGCUUAGCAACCUAGGGAUUGUGUAUAAUUGUGCUUAGCACCCCUAAGUUUGUGCAUUUAGGUGCUAGUAAUCUAAUUUGCCACCUUAGCCUAGUUUAGAGAGGAAAAUCCCCCUUUCAAGGGAGACUCAAUCGAGUUGAUUUUCCUUCCGCUUUCUAAGCGAUAUCUAAAUACUUGCCCUAUACUGCACCCGAUUAGAAUUUAAAAACUUGGGCUCUAAUUAUGAUUUUAUUGUGGUGUAGUUUCGUGCGAGUCAAACCGUACCGUACCGGUGGUUCAACCACAAAAUACAAAUAUCGAACUAUUGUUAAACCACAAUUUUACCAUAAAAUACUCUACCGCUGACUUUUCCGAUACGAUCUCCGAUACGGUUUCAUGUAGUUAGAUAAAUAUCCUUUUAACACAACCUUCGCUUCGUAGGCUUAAAUUCUCUAUGUAGUGGCGGUGACUGGUGAGCGGCUUAGCCUCCGUCUCGAACUCUAUUUCACUUUUUCAGUUUAAUUUUGUUUGUUUUUUUCUCUCCUUUUUCUUGCUCAUUUUCCAUCUGUCCCCGUCAAAACCGACCAUUCCUGAGUUUAGCCUCCUCCCGCUGUUCUCUGAAUGAGCCUUCACCGCCGCAGCUCCACUCCACCGGCGGAUCUCUUUUCAUCACCGCCGUCUACCGUAGCGGGCGCCCCCCCCCCCCCCCCCCCCCCCCAGUUUCUCUCUUACCAACCGGUGAGUGCCCAUUUGACUGUUGUCUCUUUUGGUAUAGAUUUCGCUUUGGGUCGCAACCUGUCUCUCGGUGGCCGUCUCCCUUCCCCUCCUUAUCUGGGUUUCAUUUUGAUUUUUGGGGCAAUGUUGAGCUACUGCUUGAAAAGGGAGACUCCUACGAAUCUUGCUCGUCGACUUUGCUUCAAAGUGAUUGUUUUGCUUUUGCAUGUAUGAAAGCCUUUACUACUUCUAGAAAUUCUACUGCUGUGAAAAGUUGGACUUAUCUUUUCCUUCUCAUUCUUCAUUCCCUGCUUUGAAUUUCCUUUUGUCUAGUUUUCUUAGUUUUGCAAAUGAAGCUUGUGUCUUUUGGCUGCAUUUGUAGUCUGUUUGGAGAAGUGUAAAAGAAAAAAGAAAAGGAGACUAGAGGAGAGACCUUUUUCAAUACAUGGGGGGAAUGAAAUUACUGGUGAUGAAACGGGAAGCUAGCUGAUCUGUAUAUUCUCCUUGUUUUGAGUCUGUGACUGUUUUGAAUUAACAUCAGGAAAAGGCAAAUUUAAUGUGAUUAGCCUUUCCUAUCUAUCCUUCUUCCUUCCCCUUUCUUUAAUCUUUAGCGGAGACAGGAAAAGUCAAGGCUGGGAUUUGGGUUAUAUACUUAUAUUAACCGUCGGAACGAUGCUGAGGUUUAAGAGGGCAAUGGUAUUUGUGUUGCUGUAUACUCUUAAGACUUUUGAUUGACCAUGGCCAAGUCAACAUGUAGUCUCCACUCGUUAGUCGGUCUUAUUACAGGAAUCUAACAUUAGAUUUCAUUGAGUGUUAUUAAUGGUAAGAAUUUUGAUGCUGAUUUGUGAAUCCGCUUGGUUUGGGAAACUAGGUUAUUCAAAUUAGGACGUGGGUGACAUGAAGACUGGUAAACACCAGGAAACAAGCAGAAGACAAGAGAAAGAAGAUCAUGGAAGUGUGGAAGGAGAUGUUGCCAAGCUCUCGGAAGGAAAGCCCGGGGAUGUGAUUUGGACCAAGCUUUCUGGUCGUACAUGGUGGCCUGGACUGGUUCUUGAUGAAGAUGCGGUGGGUAGACGGAACAAACGUGGAAAGCGAUCAGAAAGAGAUGUUCUUGUUAGACUGUAUGGAAGUUCUAAACAGGUUUAUGUUGAUCCUAUGAAAUAUCGUUCUGAGUUUGGUAAUAUACUUGAACGGAAUAAAGGCUGCUAUCAUGAUAUAUUCUGGGAAUCUCUGAAAAAGGAGCUUCCCGAUCUGGAAUCUAAUGGUGCUGAAGGAGCAGGAAACGGGCAAGUUGAUGGCCCUAAACUUAAGGAGACAACUACCUCAAACAAUGAAGUGGCGGUUUCUCCGAGGAAUUCCAAGAAAGAUGGGAAACAAAAGAAACUGAAGCCAGAUGAUGCUGGAAACAAAACGCCUAUGCACCAUCAGGGUGGAAAUCUUGGCGGAGAAUCUGAAGAACAGACAGCACGGCGAGUAAAAGUCAUGCAAACGCUUGGUCUGGUUCGGCCUUUUGGGUCUCCAUUCUGAAGCUUUCUGGUUGGAUUUUGGUGGCAAUAACCUUUCGAGACCCAAUUAAUCUUUUGCUAGUAGUAAAGUGUGCUGUCAAAGUCUUCAUUCGUUAACUUACCUGGGGAUAAAAUGUUUGUUUAGCUAAUCAUAGGUGCGCCCUGGCAAUGGCGUCCAUAGCUUAUGACAGAAUUCAGUCAAACUCAAACGAUGUUUGUCAUUAACACUUUUUAACAGCACUUGUUCUGUGCCUACAUUUUGAGACUCACUCAACUGAAAUUGUGAAGAGUUCCUUUCUUUCUCAUACAUUUGGGGAAAGAAACUGUAACUGAAGAUCGCAGAGACCAUUCUUUCGUGUGCCAAAUGGCCUCUCUUUUAGUGAACUUGACUAUUAUAUACAUGCUAGUAUGCUACCAAGAAUUCAACACAUGCAUUCAAAUUGAAAAGAUGAUAGUUCAUGUCAUAACUCUCAUUUAUUAAAUCUAAGCUGACACG
This is a messenger RNA of Linum trigynum, 5504 nucleotides long. Lineage: Eukaryota; Viridiplantae; Streptophyta; Magnoliopsida; Malpighiales; Linaceae. The record is from the annotation of a GenBank genome assembly.